UCUAAUACAACGGUGGCUUUGUCGCUACUCUUCGUAUUUACCAUAGAAAACGAACAGACGAACAAAAUGCGAUCGCUUCUUCCAUUUGAGCGUUUGUAAGUUAGUUUGUUUGUAAGAACAAAAAAAAAUUUUACCGCGCGGAAGUGAAGAAAGAGAAAAACAAAGAACGAAAACACAUGAGAGACUUUUUGUGGAAAAGUUAUUGCAUUUUUCUUCUAUUCCAAGUAUUUCAUAAAGUUGACAUUAAAAAAGAAAACCUAUACAUUAAUUUUGAUGUUGCAAUAAAAAAAUUAUUUGAAUAUUUGAGAAUGACAUAAAUGAGCUGAAUAAAAAUAACAACAGCAACAACAAAAAAAUUAUACCGGAGCGAUUUGAUUUGGAGUUUUGUGUGCAAGCCGGAACAGAACGGCUCUUCGCAUUCAAAUUGUUUUGAAUACAGUUUAUGUGAUUGUAUUUUUGCCUGCCAGUGACGAUCGCAUAAAUUAUCAAAAAAUAUACACACAAAAGCGAAAAAGAUUCUUCACCCAAAAAUUUAUUUGUCAUCAACAUUUGAAUUAAUUAAAUGGACGAACAAAAUUUGUGAUUUUGUGGUUUUCAUUUCAUCCAACCAAAUUCGCGCAUACCGACCAUUAUCAAUUUUUUUGGUUUUGUUUUCGUUGUUUGGUCGUUAUUAUUUCUGUGCGCCACCGUUAAAAUAUCACAGUGAACGUGAUUACAGUUUUUGGCAAUUAAAUUCGCUUUGAGCCGAAAUUUAUGAGGAUUUUCCCAGAGUGUCUGUGUACCGAACACUUGAAAUUUGUGUGUGCUUUUUGGAUGCUCCCUCCGGAUGCAUUUUAAACACUACGUGUGUGCAUAAUGAUGAAAGUAGUGCGAAACAAAAAAUAAUAAUAUAAAUACGGUUUUAAGCACACACAUACAUUGAUGAAACUUGCUUUAACCGAUUAUGGAAAAUGAAUUUUAACACUGGCUUCUUUUGUGUUUUUCUCACCGUUUGAGCUUCGAUCGCUGCGAAAAUAAAUGCUGAAAUUAUUAAACAACAACAAAAAUUAAACAAAUUCCAAAUUAAGCAAAAUAGCAUUUAUGUGAAAUAUCCGUUUGACAAAUGAUAACACAGCCAACACCAUUAAGUGCUUGUUUACGACUGUGAUUUUUUUUUUUGAUUUUUGUUCUGCUAAUGAAUGUGAAAAGAGACGAGAGAAGAAAAAAAACUUCGGACAUCUACAAUAUGAAUGACUUUCAAGUGUAAAUCAAAGUAAAUACCGAACGAAUCAAAAUCACAACCACAAACAAAUAUUCGUGUUGAUUAACAGAGAGUGGAAUGAAAGAAAAAAAUCGAACGGCAAUUUUUUUUCUAUUAUCGCUAAAUUUUUUCGAUCGAAUUCCAAAUUAAUUGUGAAUUAAUGCAAAUUUCAUAAGUUUUCAUUUCACCAACAUUGGCUCCACAGUGUGCUUCUUUAAAAAAAAAAUUCAUUUGUUUCCGAUACGACAUUGAGUGAAACCGAAAUAGAAAUAAAAAUUCAAGCGAGAAAUAAAAAGAUGACCAAAAAUCAAGUUGAAGCAGAUACAAAUGUUUAAGAACGAAAAGAACGCGCAAAAUUACGAUAAAAAUCGAAUUGUGAAUUUAUAGUUAUGUUAAAGAUCCAUUUAAUAUCAUUUUCGAUGAACAAGAGAGCAAAGUAUUCAGCUUCUUUGUCACGUUUUUGACAUAUUCUCAGAAUAUUUACAUUUUUUCAUUUUGUUUGCCAUAAAUUAAAAACCGGAAAAUUAUUAAAGCAACACUGCGAUCAGACCAACAAAAGUAAAAAAAAUUAUAAACACCAUAAAAUAUGAAUAUGAAAAAUUGAGUUUGAGCAAGAAAGAAAGAAAAAACGAUUGCAACUGUUAUAUCGAGAAGCCAGUGAUCGAGCGCUCAAUCAAUUGAUUUUAGUGUAAUUGAUUUCAAGUGGGAAAUAUUGUGAAAACAAAAAUAAAUGUCGAGUGUUAACGCUUUUGAUGUUAUGAGAAAAAAAAUAUAUAUGUUGAUAAAACACGUCAUUGAGUGAAAAUAUUGAAAAAGAAUAAAAAAAAAGAAAUAUUCUUGACUGGAACAAGUGACAUAUAAAACAUAAACAAGCCAAUAAUUGAUACUCGAUCCACUUUUUUUGGGGUGAUUCAGAACGACAUAUUGCAGCAGAUUGGUUGAGUUUAUUUUGUGACAACAUACACUGCCUGUGAAAUCAAAACGCAACUUGAAAGGAUGCGAAGUACAUCAUUUCCAUUGAUUGAGUAAUUAGAUGUAACAACAAAGUCGUAAGAAGAGAGCCAGAGAGAUAUGCAUUGUUAUAUGCGGGCGCAUUAUCCAUUGGUGUACCAGAAGACAUAGAGUUGGAAACCAAUUUGUGUUUACACAUAUACAUAUAUGGAUCGUUUUGUUGAAAAAAAAAAGUGUAUAUAUAUGUGUGUGUAUCUGAAAAAUAAAUGUUCACUUGAAAAAUAAAUCGAAUCACUGGUGCUUAUGACAUGAAAAACUGAGAAACUCAAAAAUACCACAACUAACCGUAUAAAUAAAUGAACGAAUUGAAAUAGACGAGUGUUUGCGUGCGAAAGAAAAUUGAAGAAAGGAUGAGAAAAAUUCUUAAAUCGAAGCUGAAGUGUAGAAAAAUUUAUUCAAGUUGUAGCAUCUUUAUUAGGUGAUGACAAGAGGAAAAUUGCAUUGUCACUCGAUUCGCGCAACAAAAACACGAAGAAGAAUAUAGAAGAUGUACGAGCCGCAACCAUAUCGCUUAUCUUGAAGCAUUUUAUGGAAAAUGAUAAUUAUUGAUUUUGACGACAGUAUAUUCAGAUUGCACUUAUCCAUACAAUUAAAGAGAAACGGUUGUUAGCGAAAGAGAGAAAAGCAAGAAAAGAAAUAAAACUCAAAAUUCCAAACGAAUAUUGUAUAUUUACAUCUUGAGAAAACGAGAAAAAUAAACGUUCCAUUUCGCCAAUUCAUUUUUAGAAGAAGGAGAAAAAGAUAUCUAGUGAAAACAAUCAAGGGAGAGAGCCAAUAAUCUCUAUUGCGAAUCGUGUUUUUAAGAUGAGAUGAGAUGAAACAUAAUAAUGAGAAGCAGCCGUUAUUCAAGUAUCUACACCAGUUAUGUCUCGACACUGCUAAUAGAUAUCGUUAAAAUACCCUCGGGGAUGAAAUCAUGAGAAUGUUUCAUUUGCAUUUUUUUUCUUUUCGAGUGACGAGCGUUUGUAUUUUGUUGUGAAAACUUAAACCAUUUUUGCUAUUAUAGCCACGCACAUACACAUCGAAACAGCGAGUUGAUUCAUGCAAUCAAUAUUCUUGAACAGAAAAUUUAUUGUAUCUGUGGCACGCACCCUCUGACAUUCAGGUGUCAUCAAUGUUUAGUCAUUCGAUGAAAUAUUAUUCGUUGAACACCGUGCAACCGAUCAUUUUCCAACGACUGAGCAUCUGAUGAAAAGCUUGGCUUUGGAUGUUGCUCUUGAUAUUAUUUUCUAUUUUUGCGCAUUUUUUUUUCAUUCGUAUCGUCUGUUGAUGUGACCAUCACAUUAUAUAACGUUUGCUUUAAGAAGAAGAAAAAAAAACACAACAACUGUGCACUGGUGUGCGCUGAAUUGAUUUUUAGCGGUGAAAUAAAAUAGCAAAUAUAACAGAAAGUAGAGAUGUAUCAAGAUUGAUUGAAAUCAACAGAAAGAAAUUAGACGAAAAGAAAAAGCAGAGGCCAACAGUAGUACUUUAAGCAACAAGAACAAAUAAAAAGACUAAAGAUAGGUCGAAUAAUGCGAAAGGCGGCAAUGAUAACAUCACAUCAGUCGUAAAUAAAUAUAUCAUUCGUUUUCGCUUUUUUUUUGCUUGAUUUAGAUGAAAAAUGAAGCAAAAACGAAACAAUACAGCAACAGUAACAAUCAUAUAAUUUCAUUUGUUUUUCGUACGGAGGUCGGUUUAUGUAUGUGAAAAAUAAGUGGUGAAGAAAGAAAAACUAACUCACAGCAGAGUGAAGCGAAAACUGCAACGAAUGAAAAUUGGUUGGUGUGAAUAAAGUAAAAAUAAAGAACAAAAAAAAAAAUACGAAGCAUAAAAACAACGACGAAGACGAUGGCGUAAGUGAGACACAAACAUAAAGUACAGAAGAAAAAAAACCAAUCUGAAAAAAAUAGAAAGACAAGUGCAAUAACAAUAACAACCACUGAAAUCUAAGUGGAAGAGAAGUCAGUGCAUAUAGAAUUUCUCAUACGGAAUCGAAAACAAUACAAUUCUGCAACAAAAGCAAGUGCUUUUCUACAAAUCCAGUGUGAAGAAGGAAAAAUGAAAAUAACAAUACAUUGAGAAUGUUCGUUAUCACACACACACACACACACAUACGCACAUAGAACAAACAAUAACAACAAAAAAAGAGCGACAUAGCAAACAAUCCAUGCCAUUAGACGAUUUGUUAUUUUAUUCAUUUUGAAGGUGUUGUUUCAUCGUUCCUUUCCAUUAUACGCGUUUUUUCCUACUCCUUCUUUCAUUCAUUCUAUUAUUUCCUUUCCUUUCCUUUCGAGGAAAGAACAACAAAUACCGAAUAAAAAGUCGGAAAUAUUUGUAUGGAAGGGGUUUCUGCGUAACUUUCGUAUCAACGGGAUAGUGAAGUUUCAUUGUACAAUUUUUCCAGAUAGAUCCGUUUUUUGUCUAUCGAACACUUGAAACCGGAAAUCCAAACCGUGGCACAACACCGGAGCAGUUCAGAUCAAAAGCUUGAAAACAAACGAGAGGCAAAAAAGCCAACAACGCUAGACAGAAAAUAAGUGCAGAAAAAAGAAGAAAGGAGAAGAAAGACCAACGUUCAUGGUCUAUAGUGUAUCUUGUGUUGUGUGGCAGAAUAACUAAAAAACAACACACUCUGUAAUACACUGAAUACGAAAAGUAUACGCACAUUUGCUGAAUUUGAAACACGAGACAAACAAACUCACUACCGGAAAAACGAACUAUAGAAUGCAUGAGGAAUUCGUUGAGUAUUUUUGAACGAAUGAAAAAUUAACAAACACCCAGAUCACACAUUCACACAAAACAUUGAAACAGAAUAGAAAGAAUGAAAUAGAAUCUGUAUUGUACCAUUGACAAUCAAGAGUAAUUUAUUGAAAUAAAGAAAAGAAAACAAAAUUACGCAUUCUCUAGCUUACAUGUACACGAAUAGUAAGAGAUUUUUGAGAAAAUUUAGGCGAGCGCGCGCUUACAUGGUUUUUUGUUAAGAAUACGGGUGAUUCGUAAAAUAAGGUAGACGGAAGUGAAAUAAAUACAUUCAAUCUAAAAAAACAAACGUUAAAUAUAACGAUAGCGUGAAACAAAGAAACAACGGAACAAGAACAACCAAAGCAAGAGAGAUAGAGAAAGGAAAGAAAAAUGGCUUACGUUAACGUACGGUGUCUUCGGCAACAGCGAAUAUCCACACAAAUCAUGUUCGCUAAUAAUUUAGUGAAAACGGUGUCGAAUUCGAUCAUUCAGUGGUUCAUUUAUUCAUGCAUUUUAAGUUUACUGUUAAAUACCAAUUGUGAUCUGACCAAAGUGCAUGCAGCAUACUCCGAAGCAGACGACCUGUUAAACGAACUGGAUCGCCCAAUACCCAUAACGUCAGUUCGCGGUGUAUUAGGUAGACAAGCAAUGUUGCCGUGCGACAUAGACCCGUUGGAAAAAGGUGAUGUGGUGUUCAUGGUGCUUUGGUAUCGAGAAGGAGACAACGAACCACUGUACCAUUUUGAUGUGCGCGGUCGACCCAUUGGACAGGCAAAACUUUGGUCAUCGCCGACGGUGUUCGGUUCCCGGGCUUUCUUCAGUACCGCAAAUCGUCCAGCACAAUUAAAAGUUGACAGUAUUCAACUGGCCGACGAAGGAAUGUAUCGGUGUCGAGUCGAUUUUCGUAAUUCUCCCACUCGAAGUUUAAAGAUCAACUUAACAGUGAUUGUUCCGCCAGAUCGUCCAAUUAUCUACGAGGCAAAGCGACGAGAAAAGGCCAAAAAUGUGGAAGCAUACAAUGAAGGAAGUGACGUUUUGCUCGUUUGCGAAGUGACAGGCGGUCGACCACGGCCAAAUGUCACUUGGUAUUUAGACAACACCGUUAUUGAUGAAUCAUUUGAGCAACGUCCCGAAGGAGUAACCGUGAAUCAUUUAUCAUAUCCAAAUAUUGGACGACAGCACGUAAACGCCCGUUUCGUUUGCAUCGCAAGUAACACAAAUCUAAUGCCGCCAAAUAGCAAAGUGCUUGUUAUCGAUGUCAAUCUUAAACCGGCCGCUGUCCAUAUUUUGGCGAAACGAACAUUUGUCUCAGCUGAUAAGACAUACGAUAUUGAAUGCAAGAGCUCUGGAUCGAAACCAGCUGCCGUAAUUACCUGGUGGCGCGGCACUAAGCAAAUAAAACGCCCUGUUCGAAAUUUUUCGGAAAAUCCAGAUAAUCAAUCACUGAGCGUGCUGACAUUCACACCAUCCAUAGAUGAUGAUGGAAAACAUUUGUCGUGUCGUGCAGCAAAUCCAUAUAUCGAGAACAGUAUAAUCGAAGAUAAAUGGUUUUUAGUCGUCCACUAUAUGCCAGUGGUAACGUUAAAGAUGGGACCGUCACUUAACCCGGAUGAUAUUAAAGAAGGCGAUGGCGUUUAUUUUGAAUGCACCGUACGAUCGAACCCAAAACCAUACAAAAUGGCCUGGUAUCAUGAUGGCGUCGAAUUGCAUCACAAUGUAACAGCUGGAAUAAUAUUAACCGAUCAAUCUCUUGUGCUUCAAAGUGUGACAAGAGCAUCGGCAGGUGAUUACACAUGUCUUGCUGCAAACACCGAAGGAAAAGGAACUAGCAAUCCAGUCACACUACGUGUACGAUAUGCACCAGUUUGUGGCUCGACUCACGAAGAAUUGCUGGGCGCACUUAAGCACGAAACACUCACACUAAAAUGUGAAGUUGACGCUUCACCACCAGCCGACUCAUUCCACUGGACCUUUAAUUCAUCCGGCGAACCAACGGAUCUUCCAGCGAGGCUGCAUUCGAGCGAGACGGGAUUUUCACGUUUGAAUUAUACACCAACCAAUGACCUAGAUUAUGGAACGAUAUCUUGUUGGGGACGCAAUGCAAUCGGAGUGCAGAAAUCACCAUGCAUAUUUCAAAUUGUUGCUGCAGGUCGACCCUUCCCAAUGCAAAAUUGUUCCGUAUCAAAUCAGUCGAGUGAUUCACUGCAAGUGGAAUGUGAGCCAGGUUUCGAUGGCGGUUUGCCACAACAAUUUCUCUUGGAAUUAGUUGAGAUGCCAGCAUUAAGACUGGCGAGAAACCUAAGUUUGCAGCGCUCACCUGUUGCAUUCUAUAUCGAUAAUUUGGAACCAGGAAGUUCUUAUCGCAUUAUCUUAUUUGCCGUAAAUGCAAAAGGACGUUCAGAACCAACGAUAAUUGAUGAUAUUACAUUUAAAGGUGUAGCCAAAUAUACAGGUCAAUCGAACUUAUCGAGUAUUCCCAUAUCACCAGUUCUUGCUGGCCUAACUCUAACAGCUGCCAUUUUGUUUGCUGUUGUAUGCAUCGUCUUGGGAGCAAUCUAUCGACGACAAUCGAACAGAAAUGCUGAGGAGAAUAUUAAAUCGGCAAAACAUACGCAAUUGCCCGUCGUACCAGCUGAUUGUCAAUUGGAAGCAACACAACAACACACACGAACCGUCACAGUUCCAUCUUGUGGCGUUUCAACGCCAAUGAUAAAUAAUUGCACAAGCGUUAACAAUGAUUCCAGACAUCAUCAAUUGAUAAGUGAUCAAGAGCCACCCGAUGGCGAUGAAACUGAUCCUGAUGUCAUUCCAAAUCAAUAUGAGAGACGACCAUUGAAAUCAUCCGCACAAGUUCCAUUGUUCCGAAGUCCAUCAGCACGGUUGGUGCAACACGACAAAUUGCUGGCUGACGAUACGUAUAGAGGUAGCGAUGGAUCAAUCGUUUGCUCUUUAGGAGGCAUGAACAACAAAGAAGUUCACCAUUACACAUUUCAACCUAGCAAACAAAUUAGUUAUGCAACAUUAAGUAGAGGGAAUAAAAGUGUAACUACAUGCAGUCCAGUUGCUGCACAGCCCGCCAUUCAAUUGCCAAUGGGUGUGAGUUUAUUGAGUCCAACCAAUCAUCAAUCGUUAGUGACGUCUUCGUUAAGUGAGUAUCGGUUUCGACCUGAAAUAGUUACAACAUCAAAUCGAAUACAGGAAAGUUGUAUAUAAAAACCAAAACAUUGACAUAAAUCUCUCCUAUCAACGUAGCAACAAGAUAGAAAUGCCAUUUUAUUUUAAAAAAAGAAACAAGUUUAAAAACACAUAAAAACUUUUAAUUUAAACAUAAAACGUGAGAACAAACGAUACAAAGAUCAAACAGAUUUGAUCAAGAUAUGAAAUUAAUGUUAUUUAAUCUAAUUGUAAUGCAUGAAAUUUGAGAAAAAUAGCUUAAGAAAUAGUUUAGCCUAAUUGAAAGUAAAAUUGAAGUCUCCAUAACGUAUUUGUACAUUAAGGUUCUAAAAUAAGUGAUCAAAGUAUAUCAUUAAAGUAUAAAAAAGAAGAAGAAAAAAACACUACACAUUCAUAAUAAGAAGAGUAUUUAUUGAGAAAAUUCAUAGAUGCUUUAACAAAAAACCUUACGUGUAUUUAAAAAACAAAAACCAUUUAUUACAUGUCAUUCAUGGAAACAUUAAUCUCGAAAGAACAAGUAUUAUCACAACAUAAUUUAAAAUCAUCCGACGAUAAAAUUACGUAUUAAGUAAGAUAAAUAAAAAUACAGAUUGGAAUACGGCGUAUGUAUUUAGUAUAUGUUUUAGCUAAAGGUAUGUUUUAUUCAAUACAAAAAAAAACACACACACACAACAAUAACAAAAUUCAAUAUUAAUCAAAUGAGUAUAUAUAAACAUAAAUAUAAUUAAAUGAGAAAAAAAUAAUUAAAAAAAAACUAUAUAUAAAUAUGCAUAAAUGGAUCAUAUAUGUAAAGAAAAUUUACGUUAUAAGUGAAAAAAAGAACAGGUGAUCUAAUUAAUCAAGCCAUUCUAUUCUAUAAAUAAAGAAAAAUCCAGGAAGAACAAAAAAAACGGUACACUGUAGUUUGUCGCAAAACUUCGAAUGUUAAAAAAACAAAAUAAUGUCUUCAUGCAUAGAGAAGCUAAUGAAACUGUCUUACUACUUAAAAAAUGUCAGUUUUUUGUUUUUUUUUUGUGAACAUGGCCUAGUCCGAAUACCACCUUGUAUAAUGCAAUAAACUACAAUUAUACGAACAAAAUAA
Molecule: messenger RNA, 9230 nt
Organism: Contarinia nasturtii (swede midge)
Lineage: Eukaryota; Metazoa; Arthropoda; Insecta; Diptera; Cecidomyiidae
Product: neural cell adhesion molecule 2
Exons: 19
Coding region: 5366-8188 (940 amino acids)
Molecular function (GO): protein binding
Source: RefSeq, a predicted model, not a curated record